Molecule: messenger RNA, 1366 nt
Organism: Chironomus riparius
Lineage: Eukaryota; Metazoa; Arthropoda; Insecta; Diptera; Chironomidae
Source: the annotation of a GenBank genome assembly
GUUGAAGUGAUAACAACUAGAAAUAAAUUGUAGUUAUUCGUAAUAUUUAUAGUGAAAAUCUUAAGAUAACGAAAAUGAAAACACAAAAUCAAAUGUUUGGAUGGUGUCUCCUCGGACUUAUUGCAAGUCACUGUGUGCUUAUGACAUUUGCAUAUCCUCAACAAUUUUCACAACAACAAAUUUCUUCAUACAAACAGCCUCAACAGCAUAGGUUCAUUCCAGCUGCAAAAGCUGACGCGAGAAAGUUUGCCGAGAAACCAAAUGCUUUAAAAAAAGUUGCUCUUGAUGACAUCGAUGAUGAUAUUCAAACAAAUCAAAUUUCAGAUAAUGGCUUCUCGUGGUCAAACAUGCUAGGUAGCAUGCUUAUGCAAAUGUUCUUCAAUGGAGCUAACGGAGCAAACGCUAAUAUUCUUCCAACAAAAUCUGAUGAUGUUGACAAUGGAGUUGCUCCAGCCUCAUCAUGGGCAAAUAUUAUUUCAGUUGGAUUGAAAAUAAUUACAGCAUUAUUAGGAGGAGGCAAUGGAGGCGAUGGAAUUGAUAAAGUUGAUAACGGAAAUUCACCGAUGCAGGGAGUUUUAACUGCAGUCUUCAGCACACUGUUUGGUUCAAAAGAUCCAGAACAAGUGAAUACUAUGGCCAAACAAGCUGGAGAGUUCAUCAGCAUUGUUCUUAAUUUGUUAGACGCAUUGAAGACAUCAUUCUCACAUCGUUCGCUUAAUGCCAGAUCAUUGGGAAGAAAAGAUUCUGUGGCCGAUGCAGCCGUAGCAUCAAUUUCAAUGCUUAAAGGUUAUGUGAAAACAUACAACAAUGAUGACGAAAAAUGUAUGCAAAAAUUCUUGUGCGAAGCUAAUGAGGAGUGCUCAUCCGACAUUGGAGGUCACAGUAUCUUCUGUCAACUUGGAUCAUAUGCUGCAAGUUUCAUCCUUGAGCGCCAAACAGGACGCACUUUCGAGUCACUUUAUGAUGCUGGUCGCAAAGGACGAACAGGAGUGGAUUGCAAACAAAUUUAUCUAGAAUGUAAUCAAGUUUAAGGGAAAUUCUUUUGAAUUAGUUCUAUGUAGAUUCUUUCUCACUUUUAAUUUUAAAAAAUCUCUUUUUGAGGUCAUUCAAAAUUGUUGUCUCAAUCCUUUCACGAAAUCUUUAUAGUUUUUGUUUGAAAUGAUGGAUAACAUGAUUGAAUGGCUGUUUUAUAAAUACUGAAAUCACUUGUGAUCUUAAACAAAAAAAAAACAACAAUUGACUUCCAAUACCAAUGCUUUUUGACUUAUGCAUCUUACACAUAUCUUAAUGUGUCACAUUAUAAGCACAAUCUUUAUUUUAAUUGAUAGUAAUUUAUUUUUUAUUUAUUGAACUAUUGUGAACUCCU